Aspergillus japonicus CBS 114.51 is the source of this 1100-nucleotide messenger RNA. Its product is annotated as NAD(P)-binding protein. The transcript is spliced from 2 exons. Bases 87 to 1100 code for a protein of 337 amino acids. NCBI's taxonomy places the organism in Eukaryota, Fungi, Ascomycota, Eurotiomycetes, Eurotiales, Aspergillaceae. The record is from RefSeq and is a predicted model, not a curated record. Gene Ontology annotation, molecular function: oxidoreductase activity, acting on the CH-OH group of donors, NAD or NADP as acceptor.
CACAAAGAUGGUGGUAUUUAACACCACUCGUUGCUGGCACACUUAAUGACCGACUCAGCAUCAAGCAUCGUUCUUUCACUGUCCAAAUGACCGCCCCUCUAGUCUUCAUCACCGGCGCGACCGGCUUCAUCGGCUCCCAGGUCGUCCUCGCGACCCUGCGGGCGGGAUACCGGGUGCGCCUGUCCAUCCGACACGCCUCCCAGGAGGCCCCACUGCGCGCCCGCUACCCCGACUUCAGUCCCCAGCAGAUCGAAACCUGCAUCAUCCCCGACAUCACCCCGCGCGACGCCUUCACGCCCGCCCUCGAUGGCGUUGACCACAUCUUCCACCUGGCCUCGCCCAUGCCCGGCCGCGGGUCCGACCUGCAAGCCGACUACAUCGACCCGGCCGUCAAGGGCACCGAGUCGAUCCUGUAUUCCGCGUUAGCGUUCCCGCAGGUCCAGAAGGUAGUGGUGAUGUCCUCUGUGCUGGCGUUAACCCCCCUGGAUGCUCUCCGCGAGAAGGAGGUUUACGUGACGGACAACACCCACGAAACCAUCCCAAUCAACCUCCCCGACCCGAUCCCCGAAGGCUUCUCAGGCCACGGCCUGAAAUACAGCGCCUCCAAGGUGGCCGCGCACGACGCCACCCGCAACUUCCUGGCCACGCAACACCCGACAUUCACGCUGAUUACCUUCCACCCGACCUUCGUGCUCGGCGAGAGUCUCAUCCAGACGACCCCGGAGGAGAUCGGGGGCAUGAACGCGUUCUUCUGGAACACGCUGCAGGCCGAGAAGCCCGGGAUGGCGAACGCGUGGGUCGACGUGCGGGACGUGGCGGAGGCGCAUGUGCGGGCGCUGCAGCGGGAGGUGGCCCCGGGCACGGAGGUGCUGCUGUCGGCGCCGACGCCGGGGUCGUGGGACCGGGUGGCCGAGCUGGUGCGCCGGAAGUAUCCCGGGGUUGGGUGCCGGUUGCAGGGGCCGUUUGAGAAGGGGUGGACGGUGGAUACGCGGACGGCGGAGCGGGUUCUGGGCAUGGAGUGGCGGGGCCAGGAUGAGAUUGUGGAGGCGGUGUUGGGGCAGCAGUUGGCGUUGAGGGGGGGAGCUUCCGCUGCUUUGUAG